This is a messenger RNA of Exaiptasia diaphana, 1642 nucleotides long. RefSeq names its product DNA polymerase beta. The coding region runs from base 71 to 1084 and encodes 337 amino acids. Gene Ontology annotation, molecular function: DNA binding; DNA-directed DNA polymerase activity. The record is from RefSeq and is a predicted model, not a curated record. Gene Ontology annotation, cellular component: nucleus. Gene Ontology annotation, biological process: double-strand break repair via nonhomologous end joining. Lineage: Eukaryota; Metazoa; Cnidaria; Anthozoa; Actiniaria; Aiptasiidae. The transcript has 15 exons.
UUUUGUAAUUUCGUGGAAAAUAGUUGAAAAGUGAAAGAGGAAAUUAACAAUUCUGCRAAAAAUACUUAACAUGAGUAAGAGAAAAGCCUCAGACCAGAACCCUAACAAGGAGUUUUGUGAUUUUUUAAAUGAACUUGCAGAAUACGAAAAAAAUGUUACAAGACAAAUCCACAAAUACAAUGCUUACAGGAAAGCAGCAUCAGUUUUGGCCAAGCAUCCCACUAAAGUAAAGAAUGGGAAAGAAGCCAAGGAACUGCCAGGUAUUGGUGAUAAAAUUGCUAAGAAAAUUGAUGAGUUUUCAAAAACUGGCAAGCUGGAGAAAUUAGAAAAGAUAAGAGCUGAUGAAGGUAGUAGUAUUAUCAAGGAUCUUACACGUGUCUCUGGAAUAGGUCCUGCAGUGGCUAAAAAGUUGAUUGAUGAUGGUAUUAAGAGCAUAGCUGACUUAAAGAAAGCACAAGGAAGGCUGAACCACCAUCAAAAGAUAGGAUUAAAGUAUGUGGAGGAAUUUGAGAAACGAAUCCCAAGAGAAGAAAUGGUAAAACUCAAGGAUAUUGUGUUGGAGCAUGUAGAGAAGUAUGACAAGAAGCUUGUUGCUACUGUAUGUGGUAGUUUUAGAAGAGGUGCUGCGACAAGUGGUGAUAUUGAUAUUAUGCUUACUCAUCCAUCGUUUACAUCAACAUCCAAAACGUUUGAGAAGAAAGUGCUGCUGAAAAAUUUGGUCUCGAAAAUGGAAAAAUCCCAGUUUAUAACAGACACACUUUCACUUGGAGAAACUAAGUUUAAUGGUGUUUGUAUUUUACCAUCGCGGCCUAAAGAAAAAGCACCUUUGCAUAGGCGCAUUGAUAUCAGGCUGAUUCCUCACGACCAGUAUUAUUGUGGYAUUUUGUAUUUCACUGGAUCAGAUGAAUUUAACAAAAGAAUGAGACAUGAAGCUCUGGAAAAAGGAUUUACAAUCAACGAGUAUUCAAUAAGGCCAGUGGGAAGCACAGGAACCCCAGGAGAACCAUUACCAGUAUCAUGUGAAAAGGACGUCUUUGAUAUCAUUGGUAUGAAAUACAAAGAUCCAGAGGAAAGGAACCUUUAAAUGUUUUUGAAAUGCACAGACAUUUGUGUGAAACACAGGCCUGAAAGGCAAGUUGGACAUUGUCAAUUCACAAUAAUUAAACUAUUGUCAUGCUUUCCUUGAAAAACAUUUCCUUUUAAAAAAAUUCAGGAAAAUUUUCUUUCGUUUAAAUUUGUUUCAAAUUAUAAUAACGUCAUCCAGACAUUGCGUCAUCAAUAUAAUGAUAUCAUCAAUUACAUUUUUAUUAAGACGCAUACAUAAAGUCAAACAUUUUUAUUAUAUCUUACAACCCUAAGACAACAUAUCAAAUAUUCCUCAAUAAUAAAAAAUUAAAUUCAUGGAAAUAAAUAAGAAAGUGUAUAAAAAUAGCUUUAGUAAGUAACUUAAUGUUCUAUACUGUCUUAGAGAUAUCACUCUUAUUUACAAUUUGRCAAAAUAUCUUUAAACUCAUAAAUAACGAUAAAAAAAACUUCUUCGGCAAUAAUAAGUUAAUUGGUUUUAUGGCAGAUCAMAUCUGCAGAUAUUUUACAUCAGACUGAUUGAGGAUCUAGCAAAUAAAUAUGUUAUACUGUAAUUACA